Molecule: messenger RNA, 2363 nt
Organism: Annulohypoxylon maeteangense
Lineage: Eukaryota; Fungi; Ascomycota; Sordariomycetes; Xylariales; Hypoxylaceae
Product: heterokaryon incompatibility protein-domain-containing protein
Exons: 3
Coding region: 12-2363 (783 amino acids)
Source: RefSeq, a predicted model, not a curated record
ACCAGAUCGACAUGACAAAUCUUAGUAUUAUUGAAGACGGGAGAAGGUGGAUAGCCUCCGCAAAGAGGUCGGACCGUCUGGAAGUCGGAGAAUGCUGCCCUCGACAACCGUACAUCGAGAUUCAAAUCCCCAAGCUAGCGAGUUCAGUUACCAGGGUGACGAUAUCUACUGUGUCGCACGAUCAAGGUUGGAGCGACGAGAAAGACAGAUACGGAGGCACGUAUGAGAGGUCGAAUACGUACUUUGACAUUGUCGUCAUCACGCCAUCAUGCCAUGAUCGAGUUAGAUCUUUCAUCUUCCAGAUGAACGCACAUGCGGUUUUAGAGCCACGUCGACAUGAAAAUAUCUGGAAUGUGGAAUCUGAUGAUAAAACUCGGUGCGCAUGGUUGCAAUCUACCCGGGGAGGUGACACCAUACAGAUUUUUCCGGUAGCAAGGCUUCAAUUAUGGACCAAUUACGUUUAUGAAAUCGAAGCCAAGGUAGAAGGCGUCUUUCACGACCAAGGAAAGGAUCUAUCGAGUGAAAUCGCACAUCUGCAGAUUUCGCCUAGGGCGGAUAGACUCGGCAUCUACAAACCCCUAGAGGAGGCUCAUCGACAGACUCGUGUUCUUUCGCUAUAUCCGGGGAAUUUCGAAGACCCUCUAAUCUGUAGUAUCAUGACCGUCUCAUUAGAUGAUCCUGGUCAUGACGCAUAUGAAGCUCUAUCGUAUUGUUGGGGUGAUCUUCGUACGGAAGAGACGAUUCAAGUACGGGAACCAUUGGAAAAUUCGGAAGGCCUUGCACACGAUAUGGCCAUUACUUCGAACCUGUAUGAAGCUUUGAAGCAUCUGAGACCCGAGAGCGGACCACCACGUAACUUGUGGGCUGAUGCGGUCUGUAUCGACCAAACUAACUUCAAAGAACGAUCUCAUCAGGUCGCGUCGAUGCCUUCCAUCUAUACAGAAGCUACCCGUGUCGUCGUAUGGCUGGGAUCUAAUGUUAAUUCACCAAUAAGAAAGAAGUCUCUUUCAACUUUACGAAGAAUAGAAAAGCGUUUUGAAGACGAAUACGAUGUGUCGAAAACAUACACGUCUGAAGAAAGAGAACAAUUUGAGUCGAAGAUAAUCAAUGCCGAGAUUCAGAACUUGAUUAAUUACACGAUAGAUUGGAAUUCGUGUGAGUUCGACUGGUUCAGACGAACGUGGGUUCUUCAAGAGAUUUCAAAUGCGAGAAGUGCGGUUUUCCGGUGCGGAUUCGAUGAGUUAGGCUCAGCUCUUGUGAAAGGUAGUAAUCAACCAACUGGUGUUCUAAGAUCCGCAAUCGUACCGUCGAUAUGGUUCAGUAUCGUGCAGCUUGGAGAGACAAGUCAAGGACCCCACCUCAUGGCCUCGGAAGGGAUCCUCGAGAUUCUUAUCAAAGCCCAUAGUUUGAAAGCCACCGACCUUCGAGACAAACUGUUUGCGCUCCUUCAAUUUAGUAAGGAGUCAAAGGAUGUAACGCUUUCCCCUCGCGUUAGAGUAGACUACUCCAAAACUCCUCUUCAAGUCUUUACAGACUUUGUUCGUUGGUGGAUCUGCACGCACCGAUCGCUCAGGAUCCUAUCGGCUAUCCAUACACUUAAGGGUCGGAGUUGGCAACAGCUAUACUACGGAGAACCACCAGAGCUGAAAACACUCGAGUAUCCUUCAUGGUGUUUCUGGCCCGUGGGAGAUGAUAGGAUGGCCAGCUUUAUUCUGGGACUGUCUCGGGAUGCCCCAUAUCAAGCCAGCGGAUCAACUAUACCAGACGUCGAACUUGUAAACUCGCCAGAUAUCUCGAAAACCCCACACAUACUACAACUUAGCGGCCAUCGUUUAUGUACGGUCACCAAGAUCGAACCUUUUCCAAUUUGGGCUUUCCCUGACCAGCCUAACGAACUUAGGGAUGCAUUCAUGAAGGUAUUCGAUCCUGCUAGUUCCGGAAGAUUUUUGUUGCCUGGUACAGAUGGUCAAGAUGCCCAGAAACUCAAGGAAGCAAUCCAGAACUUCCUAGCCAGGCACUAUACGUAUCAUUCCCGCGGCUUCAAAGGGUCUAUUCCAUAUGUCCCAUGCCUAAGCCCCUGUUUCUUCGUAACCGACGAGCUCGGCGAACAGUGUUACGGAUUGUGUCCGCAUAACGCGCGGCCCGGAGAUAUUGUCGUGCUUUUAUAUGGUGGUCCCGUUCUCUAUAUACUGAGAGAGGUCAAUCCGGGUCCUGGGGACGAGAAAGUAGCUGGAGAAACAACUAUAGAUGGGAAAAGAUAUCACUUUGUGGGGGAAUGUUUCCUUUCAGGACAUAUGAAUGGGCAAGCUUUGACGAAAGUACAGGAAAAAGGACUCGGAAAGGAAAUCUUCGACUUAGUAUAG